GCGUCUGUCAAAGUGUAGUUGCAAAUAAUAGUAUAUUCCAAUUGCCUUAUUUUUUCUCACAAAAUUAAUCAAAAUUAAUAGACAUGACUUACGAUUUAGAUCAAAUAGAACUUUAUAGCAAUGCUUUUGCUUUUAGUUAAAAAUAUGAGUAUUAUUUAAAUAUAUUUUCGGAUAAAAGUGUCCAUAAAAGUAGGCUAUUUUUAAACAGAAGUACAGUGAUAUUAGGACUUAGUACAAUGUAUUCAAAACGGAACUCUGUCUUUAGAGACAUUUACAAUAGGCAGUAUGAUUAUAAAUUGAGUACAUUAUUUAGGUCAACAAAAGAUGAUGAGAACUUUGUUCAACGAUUGGGGCUGAUAAAAAAACUUCAGAUCCAUAUGGGAUGUGUCAACACAAUAUGUUGGAAUGAUUCUGGAGAAUACUUACUGUCUGGUUCAGAUGAUCAACAUUUAGUGAUUACACAUGGACAUAAGUACAAUGUUGUAGCAGAUUACUACACCAGUCAUCAUGCAAAUAUUUUCAGUGCGAAGUUUCUUCCUUGCACUAACGAUCGCCAGAUUAUUUCCUGUUCAGGAGAUGGGCUUAUUAUACAUACAGACUUGAAUCGUGCCCAAGAUAGUUCUGACGCUCAAUUUAAUUGUCACGCUGGGACAACAACAUACGAAGUCAUCACUGUUCCUAAUGAGCCAUACUCAUUUUUAAGUUGUGGGGAAGACGGUAGUGUACGAUAUUUUGAUUUAAGGGUGAAAAGUAGUUGCCAUAAGGCACGUUGCCGAGACGACAUACUAAUUUCUUGUCAAAGGGCCGUAACAGCCUUAGCCCUUAGUCCUAUAUCUUCAGACCAUUUAGCUAUUGGUUGUGCAGACUCAUCGGUGCGAGUUUAUGACAGAAGAUAUCUACGAAGAGGAGAUCAACUACUGGCCCAACCUUUUUGUACGUUUGUGGCGCCGCACUUUGAGAAUGAACGACACUACAGAAUAACAUCUCUCAGCUAUAGUAGAGAUGGCCAAGACAUGCUCGUUAGUUACUCCUCUAACUACCUCUACUUAUUUAAUGUUUUGAAUAAUAGCGCGGUGCAUCUUAGGAAACCAAUUAAAAAACCAUCACCAUGGGAUAAAAUCAAAGCUGUAACAGGAAAAAGAGAGAGAAUAUCAUCACCGAUACCAGUGAGAAGGUUGCGAUUGCGAGGGGAUUGGUCAGAUACAGGUCCAGAUGCUCGACCUGAGAGGGACAAUAGCUCUUCAUCUGCAAGUAUUGGACAAGCUAGACCUCAGCUCCAAGCUACUUUAAUGCAACGCAUGACUGAUGUACUUUCCCGGAUGCUGAAUGAUCCGAUGACUAGGGCAGCACUCAGCGCCGGUGGUGAAGAUUCAGUUGACGCAGACGAAAAUGCGCCGAGACAUUUGGACAACAGGAAUCAGAAUCCGGAAGAGGGGAGCAGUAUGGAGACCGAUCAAGAGCAAGGCAGUUCUGAUAGACCUCCCGUACAAGAUUGCCAGCCAAAUCCAGAUGGUCCUCGUGCUGGAAUUACUAGUCACCUUCAUACUCACUUGAUAGCACUAAGAGAUCUUAGAGAAGGUUUCAUAAAUCAGCACGGCGCGGAACCGUCCGUAAGUUUUAGAUAUUCUCAGCAGAGCACCUCAAACUCAACGAUAAGUCUUCGUGUCAAUAAUAGAAGCUUUUUCGAGGAAAAUCCUCCAACAGCCUCUACAGUGCCUUCAACUUCAGAGCGUGGUCGCAGAGACAGGACUGAAAAGAGGGAAGAAACGAAUGCUGAAGUCGAUUUAGACUAUGAAGAUGAAGAAGAUGCUGUACCUGACGCUCUCGGAGGUGGUAGUGGAAAAUCUAACGAAGAGGAGGAUGAUAAACAACACGUGUUCGAGGCUGAAAUGAAAAUGAAGUAUAUGGGACACAGAAACUCAAGAACCAUGAUAAAGGAAGCAACGUUCUGGGGAGAUGAUUACGUGAUGUCAGGAUCAGAUUGUGGUCACGUCUUUAUUUGGAAUCGUCAUACCGCCGAAUUAAAAAUGCUGUUACAAGCAGACCAACAUGUAGUGAAUUGUCUCCAGCCCCAUCCUACGCUGCCUUUGCUAGCCACCAGUGGAAUUGACCAUGAUGUAAAAUUGUGGGCUCCCAUCCUGGAAGAGUCUUCAUUCGACGAAAGAGUUGCUAGUGAGUUGAUAAAUAGAAACGCAAUAAUGCUGGAAGAAACUAGAGAUACGAUAACUGUUCCUGCGUCUUUCAUGAUCCGGAUGCUGGCCUGUCUCAAUCAGAUUCGCCGAGGAGCUAGAAAUAGAACAACUACAAGAAGAACAGAGGGUGAAUCUGAAGAGUCAUAAUGAAUUAUUUCUGUUCGACUUUAGAUUAAACUAGUUAAUUUUUGCGGAAGUCUUAUUUUGCCAUCCUAUAUUUAUUAAGUUUUUGUAAUAAAAGCGGGUGUUUAAUUUUUGCAAAUCUAACUAAAAGUAUUUGAAAAUAGACCAAAUAGCGGGAGUUGUCCUAACUUUUUUAAAUGAUAUAUAAACCGAUAUAAGUGUACAUUUAAAAACGUUAUGUUGAAAUACUGGAAGGUUUUGUACGUUAAAAAAGUAAUUAUACUACUAAAAAAAUAAUUUCCAC
Messenger RNA from Diabrotica balteata, 2619 nucleotides. Lineage: Eukaryota; Metazoa; Arthropoda; Insecta; Coleoptera; Chrysomelidae. The record is from the annotation of a GenBank genome assembly.